AUGGCAGGUUCUGCAGAAGUUCAACAGUUUAUCAAGGAAGCUAUUUCUCAAGAAAAAGUAGUUGUGUUUUCAAAAUCCUACUGUCCUUAUUGCAAAUUGGCAAAAGACGUUUUUGAGAAAGUUAAACAACCAAUAAAAGUCUAUGAGCUUGAUGAACGCAAUGAUGGGGCUGCUAUUCAGGACAACCUAGCGGAAAUUACUGGGUUCAGGACAGUACCUCAAGUAUUUAUUAAUGGCAACUGCAUUGGCGGUGGAUCUGAUAUCAAAAAUUUAUACGAGUCUGGGAAAUUACAGCCUAUGCUUAUUGGA
Molecule: messenger RNA, 309 nt
Organism: Brenthis ino (lesser marbled fritillary)
Lineage: Eukaryota; Metazoa; Arthropoda; Insecta; Lepidoptera; Nymphalidae
Source: the annotation of a GenBank genome assembly